Messenger RNA from Teleopsis dalmanni, 3315 nucleotides. It is a transcript of the gene Vps11, whose product is annotated as vacuolar protein sorting-associated protein 11 homolog. Gene Ontology annotation, biological process: vacuole organization; organelle fusion; endosome organization. The record is from RefSeq and is a predicted model, not a curated record. Gene Ontology annotation, molecular function: protein-macromolecule adaptor activity. The coding region runs from base 372 to 3077 and encodes 901 amino acids. The transcript has a single exon. Gene Ontology annotation, cellular component: endosome; HOPS complex. NCBI's taxonomy places the organism in Eukaryota, Metazoa, Arthropoda, Insecta, Diptera, Diopsidae.
GCAAAUGUAUUUCGUUUCUCGUAAAUAUCGAGAUACGAAAGAACUUGCAAAACAAAUAAAUAUUAUAUGCAGAUGGCAUAUCGUGUACAAGCCAUAAUAUAAGCAUUAAUAUGUUGUUUUUAUAAAUCAGCCAAAACCAAAAAGGAACAAAUAAGAGAAGUAGAAUCGAUAGUAAUAUAAACGAGGGUGCUUGAUAUCAACCAUGCAUACGGGACGAGAUUUAUUGUGUAGUCAAUAUAAAUAAAUUUUAUUGUACACAUGCUGUAUGUUUCGUUUGACUCGUUCCAGCCUUAUCAGUUAUUAUUAGUUAAAAAGAAAACAUCAUUUAAUUAUUAAAAUAGAAUGCUAUAUUUAUAAAGUUUUUGCUAAUAAUGGGUGUUUCUGAGUGGAAAAGAGUAAAUUUGUUUGAUUUCCUUCCCUGUUCUGAAUCAAAAAAUAUAUCUAUCAAGACAGAUAUAACUGCACAGUGCUGUAAUUCUGUUUAUAAAGUUUUUUGUGAUGCCUUUGGGCGAGUGCAUGUAUAUUUCAACAACUGGGAUUCAAUAUCUUUUUCUACGAACUUUGGCUUUAUUCAAUUGUGUACUAUAGCACAGCAAAGCAAUUUACUUAUACUGCUGUUUAAGCAUGAGGAUGGUUUAAUAUUACAAUCUUAUGACCUGAAAAGGAUUUCCAAGAUAAAUGGUUGUCCAAGUAUUAGUACUGGCCGCUUAUCUACGUCUUGUGAACCAAUUGCAAUGGUGGCUUGUUUUCUGGACAAUCAGCUUGGUAUAAUAAUUGGAUUUGAAAACGGUGAUAUAUUUUUUCAUCGUGGACCUGUAAAAAGUGACUUAACAUCUAAUUUCAGUAAAUUUAAUAUUGGUAUAACAAUAAAUUUCAUUGAAUUAAAUCAGCGUAACACAUUGCUAUAUGACUUGUUCGUUUGCUCUCAAACUGGAAUAUAUUAUUUUAUUCUUAACGAUCAUAAUGUGUUAAGCGAAACGAAGAUAGCACUUGAAUCUGCAGAACAUUCACAUCGAGUUUAUACCUUAUAUAAAAGAAAUUCUGAUGAAUGCUUACUUAUAGCAGGACAUGAAGACGCAUUAUACUGUUAUACUAGACAUGGACGAGGUCCAUGUUAUGCGAUCGAGGGUAAAAAGCAAUUGAUAUUACAAUUUAAAAAUAACUUGGUUAUUGUGACUGAAACGAAACAUUCAUCACUUUAUGAUACAAAGCGGUUUGAACUUAUUUUAAUAGAUGUUCAAAAUAAUAUAAUAAUAUUUAGUAAAGAGUUCAACUCAAUUAUAAGUUUGCAUGUAGAUGUUGAUAAUUGUUAUAUUCGAUUAGAUGGGAAUAUGUUUUACUUGAGGGAGCGAGAAAUAUCGAAGAAAGUUCAAUUGCUAACAGAAAAACAUUUAUAUGAUGUUGCAAUACGUUAUGUUGUAGAAACCAAUAUGGAUGAAGAAAGUAUUGCUUUGAUAAAUGGAAAAUUUGGUGAUUAUUUAUUUUCCAAAGGAGACCUAAGUGGAGCUGUAGAAAAGUAUAUUAAAACAUUAGGCUUUAUAGAGCCUUAUCAUAUUUUAAAAAAAUUUCUGUUUUCUAGACACAGAAAGUAUAUUUCUAAAUAUUUAAAUGCCAUAACUCUAGCACAAAAUGCAACGCAAUCACAAACGGAUAUGCUGCGAAAUUGCGUAGAACCACUUGAAUUGUUGUUAAAAGUAAAAAAACAGUGUAUUGAGACUACUAAAGAUGGUGAAAGCGAUAUACACAAAUAUAGUAAAUUUCAAUAUAAUACUAAAUUUAAGACUGUCUUAAAAGCUAUUGAUAUAAAUAGAGAGUAUGAAAGAACUAAUGAAAUAGAUGAGGAAUGUAUGUAUAUAUUUUUAAUGCAAAACUCUAAGAAAGUUUUAGAUAAUUAUGGCAUAAAGUUUACAAAUAUACUUAAAAAUAUGUUUGCCGAAUCCAAAAUUCAUUCUCCAGAUCGAUUUAUACCUCUGCUUAUUGAAAAUAUUAACUGUUGUACUAGUUUUAUGGAACAUAUAACUUCUUUUGGAAAUAGUACCAAAACAAAUAUCAUGGUUUUGUGCGAUUUAUAUUUACGCGAAUGGCAGAGACGAAAGGAAACUUUACCUAAUGUGUUAAACUUUAUCGAAAAUAACAUAAAUCGUGAUAAUGCUUAUAAAGCAUUUAUAAUAUUUGUUACAUUUUCAUUUUGGAAAGGUGUGGCUUAUAUUAGAGAUAAAUAUGCGCAAAAUAGCGAACAUAUUCAAUAUUUAAUGAAUGGUUUAUAUUAUUAUAUAAAUAAAGAUAAGUGUGUUUCAAAUCUGGAUAACUGCUUACAAUAUUUAAUUAAAGAUGGUAUUUUAUCUAAUAUUUUUACUAUAUCUAUCAAUUUAACUGAUACUAUAUUCAAUGAGAAGCAAAAUGCACUGCCAGUAAAACAUAUGUUAAUGAACAAAAAUCUGAAAGUAUCUAAUAUUAAUAACUUUAAUAAAGUAGAAGACAACACUUUAAUUAAUCCAGAUAAUUCUGAAACACAAAAAUUGUUAAAAACUUUAUAUUCAUUAAAAAAAUUAAUAUAUAAUUAUAGUUAUAGCCCAAUAGAAUUUAGAAAUAAUUGUUGUAAUAAAUGUAAGGAACGAUUAAAUUUAAGUAGUAUACAUUUCCUUUGUCAGCAUUCGUAUCACAGAAACUGUAUUUCGUCAGAUAUGGAUAAUAUUGCAUGUUUGAUAUGUUCACUAAAGAAGAAAACAUAUAACGAUAACUUAAAAUAUAGUAUGUGCUUAAAUGAAAAAAAAAAUGACUUUAAAAUUUGCAACAGUAUAAUAUCUCAUUUAGCAGGUAUAAUAUCUAAAGAUGUUUUUAACUCUUUAAAUCUCAAAGAACAGUCGCUUAAAAUCCAAACUCAGAAUUUCACUAAUUUCAAUAGUUUAGAUAACAGAGAACAUUUGACUGGUUCAGUUCCAAAUUCUAUAAAUAUGUCAAAAGCAUCUAAGGAAACUUCUAAAAACUUACCAGGCAGUAAUAAAUUCGGUGCUAUAACAAAUAGUAUAAAAAGAAGUGAAAAGUAUGAUGAUAAUUUAAAUCCUUUUAAUAUGUGAAAAAAUGUUUUAAAAAAGAGUUUUAUUGAUUUUGCGGAAUUUGUACAGCUUUAAUAAUCGCAGAUUAAGAAGCUGAAAAAUAUUGUUAUUUAAUUUUUAGUUGCAUGAAGUAGAUGAAUUUGUUGAGCAGUGUAUUGCGUACGUAUGCAUUGAGUAUUGUGAAUCAAAAUUGUUCCUGAUUAAGAAGAGAAAAAUUUUUUUUUCAAAUAUAUUUAUAUUACAUGUUUUUAAAAAUAUA